AUGCCGUCCAUCACGCACUACGUGCUGGAUCGCUUCCUUGAGACAGGGUCGCCUGCUCAUGUCCAGAAGGUGGUUCCCAAGCCUCCGCCGCCGCCUCCUGACAAGGCCACACCGGUGCCAGUGUGUCCUGUCAGGACACAGACGUCGCCGGCAUCACUCUAUGCCACGCCUGAGAGCACCACCCUGCCGGACUCGCCUUCCUCGUUCCCGGGAACCUGGUCGCCAUACCUCAUCAACCAUAAGAGGCGGGGAGCCUCCCUUGCCAGGACCUUCUCUCAGGGUGAUGCUGGGCGUGAGGGCAGCCAGCCAAAGCUCCCUGUGAUGCUGCCUGCUUUACCCAAAGGGGGUGAACCCACUGAAGGCCAGGACCCAGAGUUUGUGUUUCAGCAAGGAGGCAAUGGUCAAGCUGAAGGUGACAGUGGUGUGGAAGAGGCUUUGGAUGACAAUAGUGGAAUGUUACAGAAGGGCAAGGAAUCUGUGGUAGCUGAAAGUGAGCAUGAGCAGCCUGAGUUUGAGUUUCAGUGGCGGAGUCUUGAAGCACUAGUGAAGCCUGUUAAUGUUGGAAGACCUUUGAAUGGUGGGGCACACAUAAAUUCUGAGAGUGACAUCUUUGAAUGGUGGAAGCCUAGUUCUCCUCUUGGAACCUCUGUUGGUACACCUGGUGCAGAAUUCUAUGAUGCAUUUGAAGAAAUGUCCAGUGAUGGUGGAACUCGGUCUUCGCGUGUCAUGGAUGAUGACCUCCGUGAAAUGAGGUUAAGUCUGUUGAUGGAAAUUGAGAGGAGGACACAAGCAGAAGAAGCACUUGAGAUCUGGCAACAGGAAUGGAAGAAUCUGAGUGACCACCUAUCACUUAUUGACUUAUCACUUCCAUCUCCAAGUAUAGCUGAGGAUUCUGAUGGUUCAAGCGUGGAUCCUGGAGCUGAGUUGUGCCAGCAAAUAAUGGUUUCACAACUGGUAGCUGCUGCUAUUACUCGGGGUUUUGCUCGUGCUGAAGUUGAAUCAGAUAUGGAGACCAUGAUUGCGACAAAGAACUUUGAGAUUGCAAGGCUGUCGGAUAGGGUCCAGUACUAUGAAGCUGCAAACAGGGAAAUGUCUCAAAGAAACCAAGAGGCUAUCGAGAUGUCAAGGCAACAACGCAAGGGGUGUAAGAAGCGGCAGAAGUGGUUCUGGGUUUCAGUUGGGCUUGCAGUCACCCUUGGUGCCACAGCCAUUGCCUGGUCUUACCUACCUGCAUCGCAGCCCCAGGCCAUUGCAGAUUCAAAUAGUGCCGCCAGCAACUAA
Messenger RNA from Miscanthus lutarioriparius, 1281 nucleotides. Lineage: Eukaryota; Viridiplantae; Streptophyta; Magnoliopsida; Poales; Poaceae. The record is from the annotation of a GenBank genome assembly.